GGAUGAUCGUGUAACAACUUAUGGCGUACCUUACGAAAGAGCAUAUUCAACAAUUUCAAGAAAAAGGAUACACUGUUCUUUUGGAUGCCUUAACAAAGGAGGAAUUGGCUCUACUGCACGAAGAGUCAGAUGUUCUUUUAAACCACUUGUUAAAUGAAGGAUACGAUAUCGUUAAACAUCUCGGGUGUAUAGUAGAGCCUUGGACUUGUGGAUUUUUAGAAUAUGAAAAUGAAGAGUAUAAAACGACAGCUCAGUCUUAUAAAGAAAUACGUGAUACGAUUCUGUGGGAUAACGCAUUUCCAGGCAGUGCUUCUGAUUUGAUUCUCAAGAAGUAUGGCGGGUUUGCUUCUCAAUUGUUGGCAAGUCAAAGGGUCUAUCUUUUGAAUGAGCAGUUUAUCAUCAAGCCUCCUUUCACUUUGGGUCAGUCACAAUUUGUUUGGCAUAAGGAUUCGGACUAUUACGAUGAUGUAAGGCAUAGAAAGGAGUGGACAGUGGCUUGCUGGACAGCAUUGGAUGAUGUUGGCGCAAGCAAUGGUACAGUCGAACUGAAAGACUUUCAAGGCGGGGAAAGGAUGUUGGAAGCACCGGCAGGGAGUAUUCUGUUCAUGUCAAGCCAACUACUCCACAAAAGUGAAGGGAAUGGAAGUGCAGCCUUUCGUCGAGCAUUUAUGACACAAUUUUCAACGAAACCUCUCCUUCAUUAUGGCAGAGACCAUUUACCAUUGGCCGCUCAAUGUGUUGGUUUGGCGGUGCCAUGCGACACUGCAUCCUAGAUAGAGCCUACUACUUUUUUUCUUUACAAAGUAGCGUGUAGGAAGGGGUGCGCGACAGACAAUGGGAUGAGAGCGUACUUAUUAAACAAUCAAACGAGCCAAUGAACCCCCUCUCCUAAAGGCGAGCUGUUUCAGUAAAGCAUCAUUGUGUGUUUUUUCUCUUACAAACACUAGACAAACUGCAAUAAAUGGG
Messenger RNA from Mycotypha africana, 966 nucleotides. RefSeq lists its product as uncharacterized. The record is from RefSeq and is a predicted model, not a curated record. Lineage: Eukaryota; Fungi; Mucoromycota; Mucoromycetes; Mucorales; Mycotyphaceae. The transcript has 5 exons. Bases 21 to 773 code for a protein of 250 amino acids.